Molecule: messenger RNA, 1077 nt
Organism: Phalaenopsis equestris
Lineage: Eukaryota; Viridiplantae; Streptophyta; Magnoliopsida; Asparagales; Orchidaceae
Product: two-component response regulator ORR10-like
Exons: 5
Coding region: 243-818 (191 amino acids)
Biological process (GO): cytokinin-activated signaling pathway; phosphorelay signal transduction system
Source: RefSeq, a predicted model, not a curated record
GAGAAGGGAAAGUUGGACAGCUCACUUCCUUGCUCUGCACUACAAAUCAGAGCAAAUUGCUGAAAGAUCGGAUCUUGAUUUCGAUGCGUUGGGAUUUUGGUGGGAUUUGCGUUGCUUUGUUGUUGCCGCGAAGAUUCCGAUAUAAAGGAGUGAAAGGAGCAAAUCUUCACCAAUCUGUUCUAGUUUCUUCUCGAUUUCAAUUCAAAUUCAUUUCUUCGGCUAUUUGAUUUGAGGAGGAUAUUAUGGCCGUAGCUGCGGAGACGCAGUUCCAUGUCUUAGCGGUGGAUGACAGCAUCAUUGAUCGAAAACUCAUUGAGAGAUUGCUCAGGACUUCCUCGUUUCAAGUUACCGCAGUAGAGUCUGGAAGCAAGGCACUGGAGUUCCUUGGGCUGCUGGAGGGCUUGAAGAACCCACCAUCUGCCCCUGCUUACCAGAAUAUUGAUGUGAAUAUGGUUAUUACGGACUACUGCAUGCCAGGAAUGACUGGGUAUGAUCUAUUGAGAAAAAUUAAGGAGUCAUCUGCUUUGAAGGAUAUUCCUGUUGUGAUUAUGUCAUCUGAACAUGUGCCUUCCAGGAUCAACAGGUGCUUGGAAGAAGGAGCUGAAGAGUUCUUACUAAAACCAGUAAAACUAUCUGAUAUGAAUAAGCUAUUGCCUCGUAUACUAAAAGGGAAAUCGAAAGAGCAUCUGCUGGAAAGCAGCAUUGAUGAUGGCUUCAGCACAAAUAGUGCUAAUCUAAGUGGCAACAAAAGGAAAGUUGUGAAUGAAGAAGAGCUUUCGCCUGAGAGAAAAGUGGCAAGAUUAUGUUGUGAUAUAUAGAAAGGUUGAAGAUAGGUUUUUUUUCUUCAUUUUCUUUUUUUUUUUUUUAAUUUUUGGCAUAUACGUGAUUUUUACUCUUAUUUGUUUCUUUGGGUUCUUUUGGGUGGGAGAGGAGUCUAUAAACAUGCACUUAAUUCGAUUUUGCUGUGCUUACCAGCUCUGUAAUUUUUUUGAAAUGAUUGUGUAUAUAGGGGUGUGUGUUCUAAUUUUAAUUUCAGAAAUAGCAUAGUUUUUUGGGGUUUAGUUAGAUAUUACUUGA